AUGGCGCGUGUUUUCAGCACAAGUCAUUUUCUACUGCUGUUUUGGCAAACGUUUUUUACAUAUGUCAGUGCUUCCGUUCAGGAUUCAUUAUGCACCGCGGAUAAAAUAGAAAGGCUGAACUGUAGCUGCAAUAUUACAUGCAGCCAGCUGAAAACAUCCAGCUUUACUACACUUUCACCCAAAUCUUAUUUCGAGGUAAGUGUAAUUGUCGAAUUGCCAAUUGUAUCUGCUUGCUGGAUAAAAUUUUCGGGAUUUUGCGAUGGUUUGCCUACCAUAGGGUAGGGCUGUCAUAUAAAAUAUGAUCUUCAUUUACUUAGCGUGCAAAUAGGCUGCUCGAGGAGCUUCAUUUUGUAUUCACUGGUGAUUUUAUAAUCUACGACACUAAACGACCCAGGGAAAGUUCCCUUUGUUUUCAUUGUUUUACUGUGAUUAUUGAAUUGGAAGCUCUUAAGGCGUGAUUUUUUUUAUAACAAAACCAUAGCCUCCUUUCGGCAUCUCUUCCGUGACGAAGGCCCAAGAAUAGGGUAGUUUUUUGGUAAAACUGACAUUGUUGCCCAGAAACGCUGGUUUAUUUAUGUUACUUAAACCAGUUUUCAUCAUGGAAAGGAAAAGCCUGUGGCGCGUGCUUGCUUACCAUGCGUUAAAUCAAAAAACCCGGACGGAAGGUUAACAGGAAGGUCGAGUUGGGGAGAUUCCGACCGAAUUUCGAGUAUUAAGUUUUGGUGUAUCCUUUCACUCUUGUUUUAUUAGUACAGUGUAGGUUAUGAUAAAGGUACCAUUGGUAUAGUUUGAAGAAAUUAUGAGUAGCGACAAGACACUGACAAGAGGAUGAUCCUUAAAAACGAAAGGAAGUGCCCAGCAUAGCAGGCACUCGAAAGGGACUGGGGAAGGAACGCGAAGAAUGAGGUUGAAUUACGCUCAGGCACACACCAAGUUUUGGCCAAGCGAUCUAUCGCGGCGAUCUUAAGCGGACAAUAGGCGACUAUAAACAGUCUAGGACGAAUCUGAAGUCAACGGAACAUUUUAUUUUAUUCUUUGUUUUUAUAGUUUCAAUCUACGAAAGCUGCUUUGAAUAAAAGACAAGUGCGUGAUCACAUCAUGAGUAAGUUUUAUGUCAGCGUCAGGGUUCAAAGUUUAAUCACGGUAUCCUUUGAAACUUUAAACUGAAACACGUGAAAGAUCAUCAUAUCUUUACCACAGGACUCCCACACUAUCUGUUUGUGUAAGCGAUGUAAUUUUAUGUUUGUACUGUAUUCACCGUUUGCUUCAUCUGUAGCGGUAUAUAGCUACAUAUGUGCAUGUAUCAAAGCUAAAUAAACGUUGUGUUACCUUACCUUAGGUAAAUUGUCGUCCUUUUGCUUGAGGAAUGGUAUUUUGAGUGAUUUUGAAGGAUUUUGGGUUGUUGGUUGUUUACUGUAAACAAACAGAUUGUGUGGGUGCCCUGUGUGCGCACGCAACUUGAGCACUUAUGAAAAGUAAGCGCGAUAAGGUCGAUCUUACCCACAGGAGGCCCCACACAAAUUGCGUGACUGUUGUAAUGUAUUCAAUUUAAAGCAAAUGUAUGGGAAUAAUCAAAAAGGUUCAUAUUAUGGUGAUAUAAUGCGAUGAGUUCUAAUGUCGAAAUAGACAUCUUUUCACUUGAAAUGUUGUGUAUUGUUCUUGCAGCUGGAAACGGCGAAUUAAAACGAUUUGAAGGGUUUUACAUUCGCCUUUUACCAGAAUGAUAGUAGAGAGACAAGUUGUCUUUUUGGACCCUGUAUAUUUAUAUUCAUAACAUUAUAUCACAAAAAUAUGAACAAUUUCGAUAAUUGAAUCUUACCCCAGGGCGCCAGAGACUUUUGGGUGCGGUUUCCGGUUUCGGUCACAUGUGUGACCUGUACUAAGGGACGGACCAGUAGAAAAGUUAUGGGGAGGGGAAUUUUCGAGCUGCAGGAAUUUUUUUUCGUUAUCAAAUUCCUUGUAUGAAUUUUUUUCAGGCCCUUGCAUGAAUAUUUCUUAGGGUUUAUUGGCGUGCAAGAAUUUUUUUCAUUUAAUUUUCCCUUGCGCGAAUUUUUUUUUUGUACUUCGCCCGCCCCCCCCCCCCCCCAUAAGUUUUUGAAUGGUCCGUCCCUAAAAGCUUCUGGACCAUAGUCUGCGAGUGAUACAGCCGUCUCUCCUCUAGCCUGUUCCAGGAGUUCAGAUAGAAGAGCGUGGCGGUAAGUGGGGAGCGACUUGUACACCGGGAAAACGGGGAAGGGGGUUACGGGAAGGGGGGGAGGCGAGAGCGAGAGAAGUUCUCUCCCCCUUUCCCCCUCUAGUCUCCCCUCGUUUUUUUUUUUUCGUGAAUUUUUCUCCCGCGCUCUACUAUCCGAACGCCUGGAACAGGCUAUCCCUUCUCGCUCCGCCGGCUAUCUGAACCGUAGCGCUAUUAUUGUGUUGAUUGUCUCGAGCCCGGGGCAUAGCUUCCUCGUAUAAAACUUCCGAUGAUUUCCGGCUAGCCGACAUGUUAUUCAAGAAUGACCAACAACAUUUUUGUCGUAACAUUAAAGAUACAUAAUCAAUAAAAGGGUAUGAGAAUUAAUAAAUAAUCACUAUGAAGAGAUACUUUGAUCUUUCAUAAAAACUCUCUCAACUAAGUCUUAAGCCGGCAAUUUAUUGCGAUCGUCUGAACAAAACUCGGGUGAUAGAGACGACCCGGAUGCAGUUACAAAAGUCUAAUCAAACGGAGACGAAUGAAAAGAGGGCAUAAUUUCACGCGCGUUUUGUCCAAAUUCUGAUAAUCUCCCUCACCUUUUAAUGCAAGUGAAAUUCUUCCUUGAUUUCACGAGUUCAGAAUAAAUAUUAGUAUCAAGGGUGACAAAUUAUGCUCACAAUCGUUUUUUUUACUUGCUUAUAGGGAAAGUUUAGAGCAUAAAUUUUGGCUUUAGUUAACGAUUUUCUGAAUUUUUUGACAAAAUGCCUGUUAGGAUCAUUGAUGUGCUCUUUCGCGUGUUCGGGUUUUCUAAAGCGUCUGUUAACGCGCUAACAUCUUCAAGAACAUUUUAUAACUUCGACGCUAUCUUGCUGGUAGGUCUUGGCACUGAGUCGUAAGGAAUGUUGCCAUGGGAAUUCUAUAAUUUCACAUGUGAAAAUGAAUUAACGCUGAAAUUUUGCGUAAAAAUUAAGGAGUAGUUUGUUCAAGUGACUCGACAGUUGAAACGUUAAUUGGGCCUGGGGCAUGGAUGGGAAAAUAAUAGAUCAUUUUACAGUUGUAUUUGUGGUCUUUGAUUGAUUGAUUGAUUGAUUGAUUGACUCUGGCAUUCGAGUGAAUGCGAGGCUGAAGUUGACCUCAUUUUGAUACAAACCUCCUUUGUUUUCUAAUGGAAAUUAUGCUUGAAAAAUAUUAGUUAGCUUUAGAACAAUGUAAUUGCGGGCGACAAGAGGAGCCGCUAAUCCCUAGGUUGUUAUUACGCAUGCGUCGCAUGUGGCAUUCGUUUGGACUUCCACUAAGAAUGAAUAGAAUGCACAAAACGCAAUUUGAUCACGCUACGUGAAAAUUAACUUUGCAAGACAUGAACACGACACCGAAAGAACCAAAAACAGAGCGGGGUCGAAGCCGUAGACUGCUAUUUCGCCCUUUUUGGGCUCGUCAGCACGGCGCAACGAAGAGAGAGGCUCUGCCGUAAAAUUCCCUCACACUCUGUUUAAGAGCUCUAGCAUUGAACUUAAACACUCACUGAACCACGCCAUAUUACGGGUCCCCGAGAGGGCAAGAGUCCAAGUGUCACGUUGAUGUCUCACAAAGAAAAUAUAGGAUGGACAAAACCAACCUAGCUUGGAAACAUGGGCAAAACCAUGCAAAAAUGGACCGCAAACGAAUAUGCCGCAAAACGUAGGAUCUGUAAAAGACCUGACCUGCAAAAAUAUACACUGAGUAAUUCUGCAAAGCUGAGCGUACUACAUGAAAAUUAGCUUUGGAAGACAUCAACACGACACUGAAAGAACCAAAAACAGAGCGGGGUGCUAGCCGUAGACAGCUGUUUCGCCCUUUUUGGGGCUCCUCAGCAGGGCGCCUACGUUUUGCGACAUAUUCGUUUGCGGUCCUUUGCAGUUUAAAUGUCAAUUUAUUACUUAUUUUUUGGGGCCGUAGGUCUUUUAUAGAUCCGAUAUGGUGUUCAUUUUUCAUGGUUUUGCCCAUGUUUCCAAUGUUGGUUUUGUCCAUCCUACAUUUUCUUUGUGAGACAUCAACGUGACACUUGGAAUUUUGCCCUCUCGGGAACACGUGAUAUGACGUGGUUCUGUGAGUGUUUGAGUUCAAUGCUAGAGCUCUAAAACAGAGUGUGCGGGAAUUUUACGUCAGGGCCUCUCUCUUCGUUGCGCCGUACUGGGGAACCCCAAAAAGGGCGAAACAACAGCUAAGACUCCGCCCGUUUUUGGUUCUUUCGGUGUCGUGUUGAUGUCUUGCAAAGUUAAUUUUCACUUAAUACGAUCAGCUUUGCAGAAUUCAGUGUGUCUACUCAGUGUAUAUUUUUGCUGGUCAGAUCUUUUAUAGAUCCUACUUUUUGCGGCAUAUUCGUUCGCGGUCCUUUGCAGUUUAAAAUGUCAAUUUGAUCACGCACGUUUCGACCUUCUACCCCUCGUAAUCACGCGUGUUUCGACCAUCUGUCACGUGAAACUUACGCAAAGCACAGCGUUGGAGCAAACGCGUUUGGACCUUCGAUCAUCUUCGCGCGUGCUCCCUAACCUUUGGUUAUUAGUAGUUUACAUAAGAAAGCAGGACUCAAAACGUGGUCAGCUCUAGCCUCGUUUCCAUGUAUAACUGUAAAAUGAGCUAUUCCAUCCAUUGACUGCCCUCAGGCCUAAAGACAGUUUACAAUUUUUUACCUAUAUCCUCUGUGUAAAUACCCCCAAAGUUUAUUAAAUUAUGUAUUAUUACCUUUAGUGGAUGGCUUCAAUGGUGAAAUGCUUUUAGAUGUAGAAAAGCGCGCCACAGAUUCUUUGCGUCCACUUAACAUAAGCAUAUCCCCGCCAGAGAGGAAUGUAUCAGGGAGAUUUUUUAACUUCCACGACUACAAACCAACCUUUAAACUAGACGCUAGCGAGAAAGGAAGGGUUACUCUGACUGGAGGUCCUCUUAUGGCUCCUUAUAUUAUGGACCAAUUUCACUUUCACGUUUACUGCACAAGAGAAGAGGCUGAAGAAAAUACGUUGGAUCGCGUUCAAGUUCCCGGCGAGGUAAGCGAGAAAAUGUCGGUAUUCUUUGGCUAAAAAGAGGAAAACAUAGAGUAAGAAGGGGCUCAAGGGGGAACCUUGGGUCGUUGUUGUUUAAGUUCUAUACAAAGAUUAAACGUUGAAUGAGUAGCCUGUGCGUAAUGAAAUCAUGCUGCCAUCUUGGUUAUUGUUAAAAAUUCAGAUUUAUGCAUUGUGUAGAAGCUUAGGUCUGAAAUAUGUUGUCAUUAAACUUGUUGCUACUUUUGAACAACAGAGUGAAGCAAGGCUGAUUUGACAGUUGGGAAUACAUUUUUUUUUCACCAAGGACACCUUGAAGAAGUAAGGCCGUGCCUUUCGAAAUAUUGGCAAAAAAUAAUAUGUCCCAGCUGUCAAAUCAGCCUUGCCUCAUUCUGUUGUUCAUGUAUUUUAUAGCUAGUUAGAUCCUCUAGUAGGAUCCUGUUCGUCUUCUAUUUUCUAACGUUGGUCCUUGCUUCCAAAGCUAGACUUACUGCUUUUGGUAGUAUUUUUUGCGUUUAUUACACAGGAAGUGUAGAGAACUCUCGUUUUUGAUAUUGUCGGAGGAAUAAAUGAGGAUCUGGCUACAAAUAAUGUUGAAAAAUACAGGAAAAUGCCAUGGGGAGAAGUAGAGUCUUUACUGUUAGUGUAGGAAGGAAGCAUGACUAUUCGGAUCAAUUUAGGCUAAAUGAAAUUCGUCUUCUAAGAUAGUUGUAUCCAAACUUUGGUCAUGUUUCAGUUACACCUUGUGUUCUUUCGAGAGAACUAUCAGACUUACAACGAAGCAGUGCAAAGAUUUCGUGACGGACUCGCCGUGGUUUCAAUAUAUUUUGUGGUAAGCAUUACAUGGAUGUUUACAGUAGGAGUAAAAUUUUAAACUCGUGGAAAUGCUGUAAACACUCGCCAAUCUGACGCAAUUUGCAUGAAAACUGGGCCGAGUUACUUUUCGCAAAGACUUCUGGGACUGCUACCGGAAAUAAAUAUCCCGGAAUCAAUUGCGGGACACAUUUGUGUCCAGUUCUCCUUUCUAUGGGGCGAACCUCUAAGCAGGGUAACUAACAGAUUAUGCUUGUAUUACGCUCAUCUGGAGGCCUGAGUCAUGCUACUUAUUUUAGCGGAAUACAUGACACUUUUCCCUUCGCUAUUACUAAAUUAACGCUGAUGAAAAUAGCCAGUAUUAAUAUCAAAGCUAUAUAACGACGCUGCAUCUUGAAAAGGCUUUAGGUUUAUGAAAGAGUGGGAAUUUCACUAGUUAAAGUAGUUAAAGAUCGAAGGAGUAUCCGUUCGCAGGGUCGAAUGUCACGUACUAAAACCAAAUAUACAAAACAACGUAGCACUCGGGAACAACUUGGGAAAUCGGGAAAGCGUUAUAAUUAAAAGAAAAACAGAAAACCUAUCCGUAAUCUGUUUCUGUUAUUUAUAGUGCUUGCGGUUUAAAAAAAUUGUUAUCACAAGGUUGCUAUUAAGUUCUGAUGUUCAAUGUUUAGUUGAGAAGAACUUAAAACAUCAACGCCCACUUCACUUCCUUUAAGUCUUACUUAGCGGUCGAAGAAGACGAUUUGUUCUAGCGCCAAACGUUUUCAUUCCUACAGAACGCGAAGUGAACUUUUAAAACAGAAACCGUUCCGUUAUAAGCUCAGUUUUUUUUACUUCCAGGUACAAGGCGAAGAGAACACUAACACUGAGAUAGCAACGUUUGAGAACCUCAUUGACUAUAUUUCACAGGACGAAAGUUAGUGGCAAUGUAUUUAGUAAAUUGGAAUCGCCUGUCCCCUUACACAUUUAACAACAAGUUUGCUCCUUCGGUAGUUGGAAAAUAAACAAAAUACAUGUCUUUGUUUCCGGGUUCUUUGGGCGAUGAUUCAACAUCACGCAUUCGUCACCGAGAGUAGAAAAGGUCUGAAGCCGCGGCUUCUUCUUCUUCAACAUGGGCCGAGUUGUGCGAUAAUUCUGGGCUAGCUGCAGACAUAGACUAUCAGUUCUCAUGGUAACAAACAAAUCGUCUUUCCAACAAAGAAUGUCGCGUUGACUCUGCAUAAUCAGAUCAUCAUAAGAUAACGUUUCACUCUGUGAUUACUUUCGUAGAUCGUACAGUGUCCACCACUGCUGCCGUCGAGCAGUUGUCGGCUCCACUGAGUAAAAGGAAUGCGCCCUAUCAGGCAUACAGAGGCAAUUUGGUUGAGCCAAUUAAAUGCAAGAAUUGCGUCGACGUCUUUGUUAUGGAAGAAAGAUUUACCGUUUCUGUUAAGCAGGUAAUAAUUUGACUGGCAAUUUUACUGUUACUAUACUAGAAAUAAUCAAAGAAUACAAAGUGUGUCUAAAAAAACUUGAGCCCACGUUCGAGAAAUGCCAAGUUCCCAGCCAACGGGAGCUGGAACGUAAGGGAAUGCUUUUGAACUCGCCUCGGCAGUAAACUGUGGGGUGGAUUAUCAAAAUUGAGAUUUCUUGCCUUGGGCUAUGCUGUGCUGACGUGCCCUAAUGGGUACUAAGCAGCUGUCCAUGGCUGCCCGGGCGAUGUUGCUCCGCGUGCACGCGUAAGGUUCUGGCCAUUCAGUGGAGUUGGUAGUGUGUGCUUCAGAGCUGAAAUUGAUAUUAAUUUCUCUCCCUUGGCAAGUUGCUGACGAUGUUAUUUGUCCCUGCAAACUCAGCCAUUUCAAUUGCUUUCCAAGCUCCGUUCAAUCAACGACGAUUGUCCCAUAUUCAUUUAAAUCAGUAUUAGUUAGCGUUCUACCAAAAACGCAAUUAACGAAUGCUGUACAUGUUAGUCAAAUGGGCAGAUCCAUCUGUCUGAGAGAUGUCUGACAGUACUAUAGAGGUAGGGAUGUAGGAUUUGUACUUAUUUUGGCGAUACGUGAGAACCACUACCACUACCACUACAAACUGCUACUUCCGACUGCCACUACUACCACAUCCGUUGCCACUACCCAGAACUAAUUAUUCUACCACUACCAUGGAUCAAUUAAAACUGCCCAACUACCACUCCCCUCAGCCAAUAUUACCACUUACUUCUCACUUAGGGCAACAUGUUGGCUUAGGGGAGGAGUAGGCGGUCAGCAUCCCAGAAACCUAAUUGAUCCACUAACGCUACUCUCUGCCACCUCUGCUUAACAAGUGCGGCCACUAAAACGGGUCUCAGCGUCCGAGAAAACACGGUAACGGUAACGAUAACGGUAACGGUCAUUAGAGGCGAGCGAAAUUUUACAACAGCUGUUCUCCUUGCGUCCGCUUGUUUUGUUAUCAUUUGUGUUCUAAACUAUUUGUUUCUGAUUCAUUGCCCUCUUUGCAAUGUAUUUUGUAUCUUAACUUGCUAAAAUGAUCAUUUUUAUGAAUGUAAAAUGUUCUGUCUCUUCCCAACAAAUUGUCAUCACAUUACACCUUUACCUACCCAUAAGGGCCAUAGCUCUCCGCAACUGUCCUUUUAUCCUGUAGAGGCUGUACGCAAAGGGGGGUACGCCCUAUAAUGACCUGUACGGCGAGGCUCCACCCGAAAGGGGUAUCUUUUUCAGGCUGCAGGUAUAUGAAAUGGUAGGGAUUUCACUAAUUAAAGUAUAUGAAAGGGUACAAAAAUCUGUCAUCUCGGUAUGUAAAAAGGACCAAACGGGCUAACAUAUGCAUUUUAGAGCUGUAAAGAGACUAGGAAACGUUCUGCUUUUGUGAUUUAUUCAUAUUUAAAGGCCAACAGUGCAUUUGCAGCGGUUGUAAAGUUCUAAAAUAUGAGGUUUGUGAAACGGGUACCAUUUGUCAAUAGACGUUACAGUAUACAGCUAGGGGCACUUUUCCUAUCAAAAUGGAAUAUAGAAGGGUAAGGGGUUAGACAUCGCGGUGGAGCCUCCCUGUAUAAAAGUUUAAGUUUGCUAUGUACGAACACCCCCCCCCCCACCCCCACCCCUCCGGGAGGUAGUAUAAAGAAGUUCAACUAUGCUUUCCUCUUUUUUCACCAGAUCAUGGAGUUCAGGAAAGCCCCACACUGCGUCCAAAAUGACUGGUCGUUUUAAAAAUGAUUUAAAGAACACAAUACAAUAAAGCCCGCGAGUAAGAACCUGCAUUUUCCAACAAAGCCUAGACAGGUUCUUAACCAUUUAAACCCUAAUGUCAAAACUGUGAUUCUCAUUUACCG
Porites lobata is the source of this 9301-nucleotide messenger RNA. The record is from the annotation of a GenBank genome assembly. NCBI's taxonomy places the organism in Eukaryota, Metazoa, Cnidaria, Anthozoa, Scleractinia, Poritidae.